This is a messenger RNA of Tachysurus vachellii, 9326 nucleotides long. RefSeq names its product collagen type VII alpha 1-like (gene col7a1l). Gene Ontology annotation, molecular function: serine-type endopeptidase inhibitor activity; protein binding. Bases 443 to 9232 code for a protein of 2929 amino acids. The record is from RefSeq and is a predicted model, not a curated record. NCBI's taxonomy places the organism in Eukaryota, Metazoa, Chordata, Actinopteri, Siluriformes, Bagridae. The transcript has 109 exons.
UGUGUGCUUCAUUCAUUCACUCAUUCAUCCAUACUGGCAAGUUAUUUUCCAAGACUUGUGAAGUUUCUCCGAGAGUUCCGUGCAGGAUUUCCAGCGGACGUUCCUAUAUAUAUAUAUAUGUCUAAGGGAGCUGUGUGUGUGUGUGUGUGUGUGUGUGUGUUUGUGUGUGUGUCCUUCAGUGGGACUGUAUAGCUGCAUGACAGAGGUAUCUGUGAGUUGUUAAUCCUGGAAUGGAGCCAGUUGGAUGAGAACAUGUGGCCUUACAUGCAGGAACAGGACUGACUUUCACUGAUAAAAGGAGGAAAAGUCACAGCUGAAUAAAGCGAACCUGAGCAUCAGCGCUGACGAUCGGGCCUGCCGGAGGAGAGAUAAGAUAGCGCAGAGACGCAAGAGGAACGACUGAUCGAGGAGAAGAGAGAGAGAGAGAGAGAGAGAGAGAGAGAUGAUGGAUCAUUUGUAUUUGUGGAUCUUGAUCUUGUCUCUUUCUCUGUCCUAUCAGACUGUGUCUGCACAAGCUGAAGACUGCCGCACAGCCUUGCCCGCGGACAUCGUGUUCUUGGUGGACGAGUCGUGGUCAGUGGGUCCUUCCAGCUUCAGCCAGAUUAAAGAGUUCAUUGCUGAAAUUAUACGAUCCUUCCAGAGCAGCGUGAUAGGAUCCGAAGGCGUCCGCUUCGGGAUCACUUUAUACGCAGAUGUUCCAAGGAUGCGGGUCGCUCUGACCGACUACUCCACCCUGGAGGAGAUCUUAAACGUGGUGGAGGAGCUGCUGUACGAAGGAGGAGGCAGUCGGACAGGCACGGCCCUCGAGUUCCUCGUGGAAUCUGUCUUUAGCCCGUCUAUUGUCCGAGAAAACACUCCGAAGAUCGCAGUGCUCAUUACAAACGGCAGAUCGGAUGACGUGAUCGACGGAGCGGUUAAAGCACUAGCGGAGAGUGGCAUCUCUCUUUUCGCAGUAGGUGUGAGGAACGCUGAUCCGGAGGAGCUGAGGAGAAUAGUGAGCAAACCUCAUGAGGAGCACCUGAUGCUCAGCCCUGAUUCGUCCUACCUGGAGAACCUGCUGCCCAAAAUUUCCCGCAGAGUGUGUUUCACUGCCUCUGAACCGCCUCGACCUGUUAAACACACGCAUCCGGCGACGGAGAAGGUGGUCGGCCCCAGGGACGUGCAGGUCAGCGAGCUGAGCUACAACUCUCUGCAGCUCUCCUGGAGUCAGGCAACUGGAGACGUGACAGGUUACAGGCUGCUGAUCGCUCCUGUGUCUCCGAAGGGCCAUCUGCUCCCGAUAAAACCCCGACAGAUCGAUUUGAAGGGAGAUGUGGGAAAUACCAAAGUAACAGGGUUGACCCCGAAGACCGAGUACUCUCUUACCAUCUACGCCAUCUACCCCGGACUUAUCGGAGAAUCCUCCACCGUAACCGCAGAGACGGCUCCUGUACCACCGGUGGCAAACUUCCGUUUGAUCGAGGAAGGGCUGUUCUCUUUGCGCUUGGCCUGGACGUCUCCGCUCGGCCAAGUGGACACCUACAAAAUCUUCAUCCCGAGAUCCGACAGACCCGGGAUGAUCUACGAGCAGAUGCUGCAGGGCGACGCCUCCUCUCACGUGAUCGAUAGCUUGGAGGAGGAUAAGACGUACACGGUUAGCAUCUACGCCAUUUACCCCGAAGGACCCAGCGAGACUGUGUCUGUCAUCGGGAGAACAUUGAAGCUGGUCCCUGUUCAUCAACUGUUGGCUGAAAACGCCACGACGGACACGGUGCAGACUCGCUGGCUCUCGGUGAGAGGAGCGUCAGGCUACAGACUCACCUGGGCAUCCUCAGAGGGCCACAUUGAGAGUGUCAACCUUGGAGGGAAAUAUCAGUUCUACAUGAUUCAGGGUCUUCAAACUGGAACCGAGUACACUAUCAGCAUCAACCCUGUGUUCGUGGAUGUAGAAGGACCGGUGACGUCUGCCAAAGUCAAGACAUUGGAGAGUAGUGUGGUACAGACUCUGAGGGCCACUGCGGUAAGCACCAGCAGCGCUUUGACUUCAUGGAACGCUGUUUCAGGAGCCACAGGGUACAGGUUGGCCUGGGGUCCCACUGCAGAAUUUACUGGAAGAGAUCGACCCAGGCAGCUAGCUCUGAAUAGAAGCAUGACAGAGUAUUUACUAAAAAAUCUGGUCCAUGACACCGAGUACGUCAUUUCCCUUUACGUCCUGUUUGGCUCCGUGGUGGGCCCCGGCAUCACCGCUACGUUCAGGACAUCUCCCCUUGGCUAUGUGUCUAAUUUCAAGGUGAUAUCUUACACAAGUUCUUCCGUAAGCGUGGAAUGGAGCGCCAUUGUAGGAGCCACUGAGUAUAAACUCACCUGGAGCUCAGAGGGAGUAAGCGCACAAAGCCGAUAUGUGGAUCAUAGCGUUUUACAUCAAAGCAUCACCGGCCUCCAGCCAAACACGCUGUACACCGUCAGCAUCCACGCUCUGUACGGGAACAUGGAGGGGCCAGAAAUCUCUCUCACACAGAUAACAGCAGCUUCUUCGAUUGAUUCAGAGCAAAUUGAGACAGUAAAGGAACUGAAGGUGGUCGAUAUCGGAGUAAACUCUUUUAGUCUAUCUUGGAGGAAAACACCUGGAGUUACCAACUACAAAAUCAGCUGGACCCCAUUUAAUGGUGGAGAAAAACAGAGUGCGACCGUUUCCUCAUCCAUCACAUCGUACACCAUCACCAGACUGCCAGCCAGCUCCGCCUACAAGAUCCAGGUUUCCUCUUUAGUCAGGGAUCGGGAAGGAAGUUCAGCUACAGUCACCGCACGGACCUUGGAUCUUCCUAAAGUGAACGGUUUCAGUGCUGUGAACAUCACUGACAAUAGCGCUGCACUCAACUGGACCAGAGUUACAGGAGCUUCUGGGUAUCUUCUCUCCUGGAGACAUAUAUCAGAGCUCCAGAGUACCACUGAAAAAUUGGGACCUGGUUUCACCUCAUUUAAGAUAAAAAACCUGCAGUAUGGAAGAACUUACAUCUUCAACAUCCGGCCCCUCUACGGAGAGGUAGAGGGUCCCGUGACGACGGUUACCAAACGGAUCGUAGGUGCCUUCCACCUCAUUCCUGCCCAGCCUGCAACAUCAGCCCCUGUUCCAGCAAGCAAAGAGUUCAGCAUCAACACUACAGCCAGCAACGACACCAGCAAGACCAGCACUACUCAGAGACCUACAACCAAGCCAAACCUGACCGUCACUAAAACCUCCCAAAGAAUAACCACCUUCUCCACUGCAUCUAGAGACCAAACCUCUCUCUCUAGUCCCCCAUCCGGACCCGUGUGUGGCAGGGUGAAAGCAGACAUUGUGUUUCUGGUUGAUGAGUCCUGGAGCAUCGGUUCUAAUAACUUUGGAAAGCUGAAGGACUUCCUGUUUAGGAUUGUGACUUAUUUCCCUGUAAUCGGGCCACAAGGCACACAGAUAGCUGUGGUUCACUACAGUGAUCAGCCCAGGAUCGAGUUCAGCCUUAACACACAUAGAGAUCGCAGCUCUGUGCUAAAAGCUCUCAGGCAGGUUCACUACGGAGGGGGAAACACCAAAACAGGUCGAGGGAUCAGUUAUGUUCUCAGGGAGUUGUUCCGGGAGUCUCUGGGGAUGAGGCAGAAUGCUCCUCACGUACUGGUCCUGGUGACAGAUGGGAAAGCCCAGGAUGAUGUUGAACCACCCUCCAGAGUAGCACAUGUUCUAGGAGUAAGUGUGCUGGCCAUUGGUAUCGCAAAUGCUGACGUUCAAGAACUUAAAAAAAUAGCUUCAGCGACCACCUAUAAGAACGUCUUCUUCGCUGCUGAGUUUGAUGAUCUUCCCUCCAUCGAGAGAGAGCUGAUCAGCAGCAUCUGCAGCGAGGCUCUGAUGUCCGAGUUUCGGCACCAUAAAGAGCCUGCCCAACUGGACAUACAAACCACUGACCCGGUGUCUGUUUCCAAGCCCGAGGGUCCCUGUCCAAUCCAGUGCAAGGGUCAAAAAGGAGAAAAGGGGGACGCGUUCGGACACGGCGGUCUGCGCCCGAAGGUAGACGGUGAUGAUUACGAUCCGUUCACCUUAAAGACUAAAGGGGAGAAAGGAGAGAGGGGUCUUCCAGGAACAGAUGGCAUACCCGGUGUACCGGGACGACCAGGUCGAACUGGACCUCCUGGUUCUGCUGGACUGAGGGGUUCUCCUGGUGUUCCUGGGGAUAUGGGACCACCUGGUAUUACAGGACCGAAAGGUCAGCGAGGAGAGAGAGGAGAACCUGGGUAUGUAAUGGGAAGCAUGGAUGUUGCCCCAGGACGUAAAGGAGAACCAGGAUCCUCUGGUCCUCAAGGGCCUCCAGGUGUUCCAGGUGUCUCAGGACCUCCAGGACUCCCAGGUCAGCCUGGACCACCUGGAAUACAAGGCAUUUCUAUAAAGGGUGAGACUGGAGAUCCUGGCCUUAAAGGUCCACGUGGCAAGCCGGGUCCCAAAGGAGAAAAAGGGGAAGUUGGAGAAAAUGGUCAAGCCGGCUUACCUGGAGCGAUAGGAGUGGAUGGAAAUCCUGGGCUUCCUGGACAUAAAGGUGACAAAGGAGAAAAUGGAGUUGGAAUUCCCGGUGUCCAAGGUGUGCAGGGUUCUCCUGGAGAAAAGGGAAAUAUGGGGCUUUCAGGGCCAGUUGGACCAAAGGGUGAGCAAGGAAUUCAAGGUGUGACAGGACCCAGUGGCCUUAGGGGGAAAAGAGGUUUAAAAGGAGAGCAAGGACUCAAGGGUGAUCGUGGAGAUAUUGGGCCUAUAGGACAUCAAGGAUUAGCAGGUCUGCCUGGAGCUGUUGGACCAAAGGGUGAGAAGGGAGAACAUGGAGCACCAGGAGAUCCAGCGAAAGGCAUACUCGGACCCCCUGGCAAGAAGGGUGCAAGGGGGGAUAUCGGCCCGGACGGACCUAUUGGACUUCAGGGAAUUAAAGGUGUCCAAGGAGACAAAGGUGAAAAGGGCAGUCCUGGCUUCGGGAUUCCUGGACAGCCGGGUCCUAAGGGUGAGACCGGUGAGAGGGGUAAUGUUGGAUUAUCAGGGAAACCUGGACCUAAGGGCAACGAUGGCUUUAAAGGAGAAAAGGGUAACAUGGGUCUCCUCGGAAACCCAGGACCUCCUGGUCUAAGAGGUAAAGAUGGUUUGUCUGGCUCAAGAGGAGACCCUGGACUUCAGGGAGAGCCGGGUCCUCCGGGGCAGCCAGGAGAGAAAGGCAUCAGGGGUCCUCUUGGUCUCCCGGGACAACCAGGAGGUACCGGUGAGAAAGGAGAUGCUGGGAAAAUUGGGUUUCCGGGUCCCGAAGGUCCCAAAGGAGAGAAAGGCGAGCCUGGGAAACCUGGUCCACCUGGAAAUUAUCAAUUGUCCACGUCAGACAACAUCGGAACCAUUAAGGGUGAGCCAGGUGAUCCGGGUGAGCGUGGGCUCCCAGGUCUGCGUGGAGAUACAGGACUACCAGGACCACCAGGUCCACCGGGACAGCCUGGAUCUUCAACAUUUGUAGACCUUGCGGGGGUAUCUGACAGAGACGGACUGAGCGGUUUAAAAGGAACGCACGGACCAAAGAGUGAAUCUGGGAAGAAAGGAGAACCAGGAGCUAAAGGAGAGAAAGGAGAGCCUGGGCGAGUUGGCGUUGCUGGCAUGCCUGGUUUACCCGGUGUUCCUGGUAAACCCGGUGUAGAUGGCAAGCGUGGACUGGCAGGAAAAGAUGGACAAGAAGGACUCAGGGGUAGUGAUGGGAAAAAGGGAGAGAAAGGAGAACCUGGUGUCGUUGGUAAAGAUGGACCAAAGGGAGAUGCAGGUCCUCCAGGUUUGCCCGGUCCUCCUGUUGUAGUGCCAGAGGGUGCCUUACUCGAUGAUUUUAAAACAGCAUUUUCAGGAACAAUGGGUCCUCCUGGAGCAACGGGUUCUGCUGGCAUGAAGGGAGAAAAAGGAGCUCCAGGAGAGAAGGGUGACAUCGGUGUGCCAGGAAGAAGUGUUGAAAUGAAGGACAUCGAGGCAUUAUUUGACUCGUAUGGAAUUAAGCUUUCCCUCCUGAAGGCCUUAAUCGAUAGGCUGCUCCAGGACGGUAUGGAGGAACUACUGCAUGAAAUCAGUAUGAAGAAAAGAACCAAAGGACAGAGGAUAAACCCCGACUCUAACAUCAUCACUGAAUACACUAGCUCAGUGAAGUACGAACUCUCGAGUGAGCCGCAGACUGAUGGACUCCUGCCCGAAGAUGUGGAUCUAAACGAAUCCUACCCAGUUUUACUAAAUGAAACAGAAGAUGGUGGAACUCUGUGGAAUGGCACCGGGGAUAUUAAUGAAGAUCUGAGCAGAACCGAGGGCAGGAUUGAAGUGGAAGAAGGAGAGUCUCUGCUAGAAACCUUCACGCAAGCGUCGUCUGUUUUUAAUACAGCUCAGAUUAACACCUCUUCAGACACGAUUGCUACCACGAAAGCAGAGGUAAGUACGGAGAACGUCCUCCACAUUCAAGAGAACACGGUGAAGAAGACAUCUGAGAAGAAGAAGGGCCGAGAGAAAGGAAAGGGUAAAGGGAAUAAAGGACGACAUAAACGACACAGGAAGCGAUCGGAAGCACUAGACCCAGAUGAAGAAGAGGUCGAGGAGGAGAUUUAUGAUGGUGAUGAUUAUGAUGAUGGUGAUGAUGACGAUGGUGGUGGUGGUGAUGAAGAGUAUGAAUAUGAGAAUGAGCUUGUUACAGAAGAGACUGUUCUCUCCUAUGAGGAAGAGACAGAGCAGAUGAUCUACACAACCGCAGAUCCUUUCCUCUCGAUAUCAGCGGUCACGCAGCAGCAGAGCGAAAGCCUCGUAUCCUCAGAACUCGAUACACCGGCUGCAGAAAAGCGAGUCAUGUCCAGUUCUGAUGCACACAGAACAAUGCCUAAAAUGAAGCGGAGCGCCCCCUCUCCUGAUUACGAGCUCUCAAAUAGUGCAAGAAAGAAAAAGAAACAAAAAAGAAAGAAGCUGAAAAACAAGGAGCCAGAAACUGAGGAUGAAAUAUACAAGGAAACAGAUCUAGAAAGAGAAAUGGGGAGACAGGAGGAAAGAGAGAGAGGGGUGAAAGAUUGGGAGAUGGAAGAGGAAGAGGAACGAGGGACAUGGGCCGAGCAGGAUCUCGAGCGGAGCUCUGGAGAUAGAGACGACGAGAGGAGCGGCGAGAACGAGGAAGACGAGGACUGGAACUGGGAUGAAGAGAGAGAGCGAGACAGGGUGGAGAUGGAGAGAGAAAGAAUUGAGCUAGAACAUGAGAAAGAGGCGGAGUUGGAAAGGGAGGCAGUUGCGGAGAGAGAGCGAGGUAGGGAGAGAGAGACGGAGCGAGAGGACGUCAUGGAGAGACAGAGGAUGGAGUUGGAGAUGAUGGAGAGGGAGGAAGACAUGAGGGCCCACAUCUCUCAGUAUGAACUUCUAAAGGGACCUCCGGGUGAAAAUGGUUUACCAGGACCCAAGGGUGAGAUUGGAGAAAAAGGACAAAAGGGCGAGCCUGGAAUAGGACACCGUGGUCCUGUCGGUCAGGCUGGUCCACCUGGGCAGAAGGGUGAGCCUGGAGAACCAGGACCACCUGGAGCACAAGGCAUUCAGGGAAUCCGGGGCAACCCUGGUAUUCCGGGUACACCGGGUCACAAUGGUGCACCAGGAGAACCUGGAGAGCCAGGUAAACAGGGUGACAGAGGAAGACGAGGAAAAAAUGGAUCACCAGGCUCUCCUGGUGUUUCUGGACCUCCAGGAAAAGAAGGGAUUCCAGGUCCACUAGGAGUGAAGGGCAACAAGGGCGACAGCAUCCCCGGGGAGCCAGGAGAGAGGGGCGUGGCUGGACUUCCAGGACGCAGGGGCACCAAGGGCCCUAUGGGGGUCAGAGGACCACCAGGACUCGUGGGUCCUAAAGGUCUCUCUGGCACAAAAGGAGAAAAGGGUGAUAAAGGCUUACCAGGCAACCGAGGCGAGAAAGGGAGUCCUCUGUCCAUACCUGGGCCACGUGGAUAUAAAGGCAGUAAAGGAGAAGCGGGUGAACGAGGAUCUCCGGGAUUUGAUGGCGAUAAAGGGGAGAAAGGAGAGGAUGGACCACCGGGAGUGAAGGGUUUAAAGGGAGAAGCUGGGGUCAAAGGAAGUAUGGGGCUUUUUGGAGCACGAGGGCCUGUAGGACAAAAGGGAGAUGCAGGAGAAUCAGGCACCAAUGGAGAAGCGGGUCAUAACGGAGAGAAUGGACUGCAGGGUGAAAAAGGCGACAAGGGAGACACGGGAGAGCGAGGACCAAAGGGUGAAGAGGGAGAGAAAGGAGAAAUUGGUUUACAAGGAGACCAAGGCAACAAAGGAGAACAGGGUUUCCGAGGUAUGCCAGGACGGAUGGGCCUCCCAGGAAUAGAUGGGGAACCGGGCAGUAUCGGAGACCCUGGAGCACCAGGCAUUCCCGGACUAAACGGACCCACGGGACGAAAAGGUGAAAAAGGCGAUGGAGGUCUGCAUGGACUUGAUGGUGAACCAGGUAAAAAGGGAGAGAAGGGAUCUUCAGGUUUUCCAGGAUUCACAGGUUUUAAAGGAUCUUCAGGUGCACCAGGAGCAACUGGAGCUCCUGGCAGAUCUGGUCCAGUUGGACCUAAAGGGGAAGUUGGGCCUAAGGGAGAAAGAGGGAGGAGAGGCAGAGGAAAGCCUUGUCAGAGAGGCCUCCCUGGAAUUCCUGGACAAAGAGGGAUGGAUGGUGAGAUGGGGCUGGAAGGACGGAAAGGGGAGAAAGGAGAUAAAGGUCUUACAGUAGAAGAGGUGAAGGACCUGGUGAGCAAAGAAGUAGUGGAAAAGUGUGGGAAAGAUCAAGCGUAUCUUCUUGUGAAGAGCACCAAAGAUCCAGAAGAAAAAAAUGUUCUGAAAGAGGACAAGAGAAAGGAGGAGUUUCCUCUCACUCACAUGGAUGAGGAGAAAGAGAAGCAAAUCUCUGCUUCACCCACUGUUUCACACAUCGAGACAAAUUUACUGUAUGACAAUAUCACAGGGGCUGAAAACCAGGAAACAAAGCAGACUCCGAGAGAUCGAAGACGUGCCCUCAAGGUUACACCAGCGUCUGCCUCAGAGGUCUGUCUGGAGCCCAUGUCCGAGGGCCACUGCUCCGAGUACGUGUUGCUCUGGUACUUCCACCCAAGCUCCGGAGCAUGCCGGCCCUUUAUCUACAGUGGCUGUGGAGGAAACAGAAACCGAUUCAGCACAAAACACGGCUGUGAGACUUACUGUAGUCUGGGGCAGAGAGCUCCUCGGUCCUGAUGACAGCACUGAAGCGCAGUCAUUUCGUCCAGUGAUUAAUGCCACUCUUUUGUAUAUUUUCUCACUUUUCUCACUUCUUAGUUCUUUUUUUUUU